Carassius carassius (crucian carp) is the source of this 2310-nucleotide messenger RNA. RefSeq names its product zinc finger, C2HC-type containing 1C (gene zc2hc1c). Lineage: Eukaryota; Metazoa; Chordata; Actinopteri; Cypriniformes; Cyprinidae. The record is from RefSeq and is a predicted model, not a curated record. The coding region runs from base 214 to 1815 and encodes 533 amino acids. The transcript has 4 exons.
GUCGGACAUCCGGGUCACGGCAAGACGUCUGACGUAGGAAGUUCGCGUUGUCUUGUUUCUAAGCAACGAAUGUAAACAUAACUUUUCAACAUUGAUUUCACUGAACCCGUUUACAUUCACAGAAAACAUAAAUCGUCCACUGACCACAGGUUGACCACGCUGUUAUUAGACGAUCAACUGAAGCUGUUACAGAUAUUCACACGCUGCAUAAACAUGCAAACGAUGCCACGCCAUCAAUUCACACAGCAUUUCUGGGAAAAAGAGACCGUAUCGACGAAACUUCCUUCCCUGCACAGAGAGGGCAUGAGCAGACCCUCGGGAACUCAUCACAUCUCCCGAACAAAUGCACGAGAAGACCAGGAGCGAACGAUCAGAUCCACGAGAGACGGACAACAUCCAGACAACAUCCACUGGAAGAAACACACACAUCCACAGGAGCAGAGGGAAUACGUCCCUUCACGGAGAGCAUCGGACAAUAUAUUCCCUCUAAAACCAGUCCUUCACAAGAGAGCGUACAGCCUGAGUAACGUCACGAAGCCAGAGCAUCCUCGGGUUUCCUCGGGUUUAACUAACAGACACCAGCAGAAGGGUGUAAGGAAACUAGACGCUCUUAAUCCAGAGUAUCUAACAGAGAGAACAAAUCCGACGAAGUGCAAUAUGCACCGCGAACAGAAGCUUGAGAAACAAACGUGGCUGGCGAAGGAGAUCCACUCGAAAGAGAUGAUGCUCCAGGAGAAGAUUUCCAAAGUCGAGGAGACUCUGAGGAGAGUCCAGAACGAGAGGAAGGAGCGUGCAAAGAGAGAUGAGAGAAGUAAAAGGCAUUUGGAAAUGCUAAAGGAGGACAACAGGUUCUAUAGGAAUGGAUACGGCGACUGGGAAGAGGAAAGAGACCGAUAUGGAAAUGAAAAGUGGGAAUUCAGAGACAAUAUGGAAAGAUGGGAGCGAGGGAUAAAUGGUAGCCAGCUGGAGAUGAGAAAAGAAAGUGCAAAAUGGAGACAACCAUUGAUGUUAGAGAUGACAAAGGCUCACAAGCUGGAGGAAAUGAGAGAGUGGGAUGAGUAUGAACAUACAGCGAAACACCGGAGCCGGGAAAUGAGUGACAGGCAAAACAUGGGAUGGGACCAUGUCAGAAGAAGAAGGGAAACACACAACCUCUAUGUGCACAGUGAAGAUGAAGAUCACUGCGAGGUGAGGAAACCAAAUCCAUCUGACUCUGUGAGAAGGGACAGAUCUGACCUGCAGCAUGAGAGGAGAGGAAAUAAAGAGGGUUUAUAUCGGCUCACAUCUAAACUCAGGAAGGAGGCCGUCCUGGAGAGAAACCCCAGACAGAAAGGAGAGCGCCUGCAGCAGGUGGAGCUCAGUCUGGAGGAGGAUCUGGACGCUUCACAGCAGCUGAUCCCGUGUGAUGUGUGCCAUCGAUGCUUCGCUCGAGAGCGUCUGGAGACACACAUGAGGGUGUGUGAGAAACAGCGGCCCCGGCGCAAGAUCUUCGACAUGUCACAGUACAGAGCCAAAGGAACAGACCUCGAGGAGUUCAUGAAAACCAACAGCAGGAGCAGAACGCCAGAGCUCAAGAAGAAUAACUGGCGACAGAAACAUGAGGCCUUCAUUCAAACCAUGCGUCAGGGUCGAGGAAGUGUGCCGCCACAGUCCCUCUCGAAUCUAAACCCAGAAUAUGUGAGCUGCCCUCACUGCGGACGCAGAUUUGCUCCAGGGCCGGCAGAGAGACACAUCCCAAAGUGCCAGAACAUCAAGAGCAGACCCCCACCUCCCAAACAACCACACAGCGCCACCAGGAGGAAGACCCCGCAGUGACGUGCUGCAGCAGCUCUCUGUGAGCAGACACAUGCCACUUCAGAGCAGUCUGACACUUUAGUGUGAAAUAUCAUGCUGUGUGUGCUUACUCAAAACUACUUUGUCUGGAACACCUUAGAAAAAAUAGAUUAAUUACAAUUUUAAUAAUAAUAAAAAUAUAAUUUCUUUGCUUUUUGCUUAAAAAAAAAUUACUUGAUUUCCCCAGCAGAAAGAAACACUACUGCCUUUAGCUUGUUAAAUAAUUAUACUCUUCAGCUCAUAAAAUACAUUUGUCCUCUGUAGAGAUCUUUCGUUUUCAGUGAAUUUCAUUAACUGAUGUUAAUGUAAUUUUUUUAUGUUAAUGUAAUUUAAUUUUGACAACAAUUUAUGAAUGUACCGUUUUUAAUUCAUGUUUGUUCAUGAUGCAGUGUUGUGAUAUGUGUUCAUUGUUAUUUUUGUUAAUGUAGUUAUGCAUCACCUGUCGCCAUCUACUGGUGUAACCAGUAACAGACAUAA